Plenodomus lingam JN3 is the source of this 972-nucleotide messenger RNA. RefSeq lists its product as uncharacterized. The record is from RefSeq and is a predicted model, not a curated record. Lineage: Eukaryota; Fungi; Ascomycota; Dothideomycetes; Pleosporales; Leptosphaeriaceae.
AUGGCUGCUUCGAUUUCCAACGCGACAUACUUUGACUUUCAUUGCCAAGGCAGUGGGGGAAAAUGGUGGGCCUGCCCUGAAGGUAGCGCCUCGAAGUUUGUAGGAUGCUGCGUCGAUGACCCUUGUUCCAAAGGCUGUGCGCAAGGCGAUCUUCGAUCUGUCGGUUACAAUACAUCACAUUAUGGAGAAUGGCCAGAUGCGAGUUGUGGCCAAGCGAGCAACUUCUUCUCCUGUAUAGCCGGAGAUUCAUUUUGGGGCUGCUGCAAGUCCAACUCGUGUGCGUCGCCUUCAGCUACAUGCCCCCAAAAUGACUUGACUCCCGCUUUCAUGGACCAGACCUACCAGUUCAACACGUAUGCCAGGACUGGAAGUUCAGCACCUAGCCCUAGUGCUUCAUCCGUAUCCUCAAAGAAGAGCAACACGGGAGCGAUAGUUGGCGGGGUAGUUGGUGGCGUGCUUGGACUUUCUCUUAUCGCAGUUCUCAUCUACUUUCUGAUGCGCAAGAAGAAGCGAAACCAGGUCGCAAGUGGGGGCGAUUUGAGCCCUGCUACUAUGGCAGCACUGCAAAAGGAGAAGGGCCCUGGAACACCAUACACCCCACUUAGCGGCCAGUCACCACCGCCUACGUACUCAGCUCCUCAUGACAGGUACCAAAGCGUAUCACUGCCAUCGAAAAACACUUAUGCUCAUUACGCAAACCACGACAACGGCCCUCAGGAGCUUCCAGCCGACGCUCCGUUAUCUCAGGAGCAUAGAUUUUCCGAACUACCGGCAACCCAGUCGGACAGUGUAGGUCGCCAUCAUAUUUCUGAGCUGCCUGUCGAAACCUCGGAUAUUCAGUCAUCGCAUACCGGUACAUCUCCUAGGCAACUCCAGACUGAGUUUUCGAAUGAUCUGGCCAAACAUACAAACGAGAAUGUAGGGUUGGGUGUGUCGAUAGAUGAAGGGUCGCGGAAACACCGAGCUGGAUGA